Molecule: messenger RNA, 8456 nt
Organism: Scophthalmus maximus (turbot)
Lineage: Eukaryota; Metazoa; Chordata; Actinopteri; Pleuronectiformes; Scophthalmidae
Gene: grin2da
Product: glutamate receptor, ionotropic, N-methyl D-aspartate 2D, a
Exons: 19
Coding region: 471-6455 (1994 amino acids)
Biological process (GO): excitatory postsynaptic potential; monoatomic ion transport; synaptic transmission, glutamatergic
Cellular component (GO): plasma membrane; postsynaptic membrane; postsynaptic density membrane
Molecular function (GO): NMDA glutamate receptor activity; transmitter-gated monoatomic ion channel activity involved in regulation of postsynaptic membrane potential
Source: RefSeq, a predicted model, not a curated record
AGAGAGAGAGAGAGGAGGCAGCCAGCAACAUGUAGCCUCGAGUGGAGGAAAGGUCCAAACUGUGAGUGCGCGUUAUUUUUCUUCUUCAGUCUGAGACGAGGAGGAAGAGGAAGAGGAGGAGGAGACGAGGGGAGUGUGAGAGGUUUUGGUCUCAUCCCGGAGAGGACGUUACCCCGCAACAGUCGAAUCGAUCCGGCUCUAUGCCGCAGGAGAUGUCCAGCGGAGGGAUGGACGGAUGGAUUGUGGUGCACGGAGAGAAGGAGACGUGGAGAAGAGAAGAAGAAGAGGAGGAAGGAGAAGAGUGUCGGGCUCCUGAACACACGUCGCCUCUCCUCAUCAGGUGAAGCACCGUGAGCUGUCCUCCCUUCUCCCCCUCAGACGUCACCCAUUGUCCCCGCAUCCCCACACCCCACUCGGCCUCACCUGUCGAACCCCCAUCCGACAGCGGCCACUGGUCCUGCCUUUACCCCAUGGUGGCCCCAAGGCCUGCCCUCUCACUGCUAUUGGCGAUCCUGGCCUGCACGGGGCCCGCACGCCCCUCGCCCCCCCUGCUGCUGCGGCCCCGGGAGAGAGAGAGGGACUCGGGUGGGGUCAACAUCGCCGUGGUCCACUCGGGCUCCUCCCUACUCCCGGAGACAACCGGAGCGGUGGGAGGCGCGGGGGUCGGCCAGCCGGGGCCGGGGCCAGGGCUGGGGCCCGGUCCGGGGAGCGGUCCGGGGGGAGGAGGAGGAGUAGGAGGAGGAAGGGGAGUGACGGACACAGCUGCGUUGGCCGGAGUGGCUGCGAUGGCCUCGUUGUCCUCCUCCCUGUCGUCCUUGUCGCUGGCGGCGCUCGUGGGGGAGACGGUGAUGACGCCGUCGGGUCAGGCCAAUGUCAUCUACCUGACUGUGAACGAGAGCAGCCCGGGCAGCCUGCUGCUGCAGCUGUGUGAGCUGCUGGCCACCACACCACUGCAGGGUUUGGUAUUUGAGGAGGAGAGGCCGCCGCCGCCGAACCGCGCCCCCCUGGCCCCCAUGCUGGAGUUCGUCUCUGCGCAGACGGGGGUUCCCGUGGUCGCCGUCGGGGGAGGGGCCAGUCUGGGACGAGAGCCACAGGAGAGCGGCUCCAUCUACCUCCAGUUCACCUGCGCCACCUCGCUGCAGCUGGAGGUCAUCUUCGAGGUGCUGGAGGAGUACGACUGGACCUCCUUCUCCGUGGUGACCACCCGUCACCACGGCUACGAGGACUUCCUGGCCAUGGUGGAGGGCAUGACGGACGGCUCGUUCAUCGGCUGGGAGAAGAAAAGCGUGGUGGUCCUCAACGUGACGGACGACCCCGGCGGGGCGCGAACCAAGCGGCUGCUCAAAGACAAUGAAGCCCAGGUGCGUCUGCUGUACUGCUCCCUGGAGGAGGCCGAGCUGGUUUUCCGGGCGGCCUGGGCGGCGGGUCAGGCCGGCCCCAGUCACAUGUGGUUCGCCGUGGGACCCGCCCUGUCCGGUCUGGGCCUGGAGGGGUUGCCCAAGGCCUUGUUCGCCAUCCGGCCGCAGGGCUGGAGGGACGAGCCGCGCAGGCGAAUUGCCAAGGGCGUCUCUGUGCUCACCCACGGGGCCAUGGCUCUGCGGCGGGACCUGGGGGCCAGCAGCCGCUCGCAGUACGCAGGGAACUGCCAGAGCGACGGCAACCAGACCCACCGGGUGACCGACAGGAUCAGGUACUUCACCAACAUCUCCAUCGGUGGGCGGGAUUACUCCUUCAACAGCGACGGCUACCUGUCCAACCCGCUGCUCGACGUCAUCUCCUACACCAACGGCAGAGGCUGGGAGGAGGUGGGCUGGUGGGAGAACGGUCACCUGCGUCUACGUUACCACCCCUGGUCCCGUUACGGCUCCUUCCUGAAGCCUCUGGACGACUCCCAGCACCUGCGGGUGGUCACCCUGGAGGAGAGGCCCUUCGUCAUCGUGGAGCCCGCCGACCCCGGCACCAGCUCCUGCAUCCGGGACUCGGUGCCCUGCCGCAUGCCCGUGAACACCAGUUUGGUGGUGGACGGCACCGGGCCCAUGAAGCACUGCUGCAAAGGCUUCUGCAUCGACGUCCUCAAGCGCCUGGCCAAGAUCGUGGGCUUCACCUACGACCUCUACCUGGUGACCAACGGCCGACACGGCAAGAACAUCGACGGCGAGUGGAACGGCAUGGUCGGAGAGGUGGUCUCCAACAGGGCGGACAUGGCCAUCGGCUCCCUCACCAUCAACGAGGAGCGGUCGGAGGUGGUGGAGUUCUCCGUCCCCUUCGUGGAGACCGGCAUCAGCGUCAUGGUGUCGCGCAGCAACGGCACCGUGUCGCCUUCCGCGUUCCUCGAACCCUACAGCCCGGCCGUGUGGGUGAUGAUGUUUGUGAUGUGCCUGUCGGUGGUGGCUGUCACCGUCUUCAUCUUUGAGUUCUUCAGCCCCGUGGGAUACAACCGCAGCCUGCAGAGCGCCAAGAAGUCAGGUGGGUCCAAGUUCACCAUCGGGAAGUCGGUGUGGCUGCUGUGGGCGCUGGUCUUCAACAACUCCGUGCCCGUGGAGAAUCCCCGAGGAACCACCAGCAAGAUCAUGGUGCUGGUGUGGGCUUUCUUCGCCGUCAUCUUCCUGGCCUCCUACACCGCCAACCUGGCCGCCUUCAUGAUCCAGGAAGAGUACAUCGACACGGUGUCAGGGCUGUCGGACAAGAAGUUCCAGCAGCCGACCGAGCAGUACCCGCCGCUGCGCUUCGGCACGGUGCCGAACGGCAGCACCGAGGAGAACAUCCGCUCCAACUACCCCAACAUGCACCAGUACAUGAUCCGCAACAACCAGAAGGGCGUGGAGGAGGCCAUCGACAACCUGAAGACCGGGAAACUGGACGCCUUCAUUUAUGACGCGGCGGUGCUGAACUACAUGGCCCGGAAGGACGAGGGCUGCAAGGUGAUGACCAUCGGCUCGGGCAAGGUGUUCGCCACCACCGGCUACGGCAUCGCGCUCAACAAGAACUCCCGCUGGAAGCGACCUCUGGACCUGGCUCUGCUGCAGCUGGUGGGCGACGAUGAGAUUGAUAUGUUGGAGCGUCUCUGGCUGUCGGGGAUCUGCCACAACGAUAAGAUCGAGGUGAUGAGCAGUAAGCUGGACAUCGACAACAUGGCGGGGGUCUUCUACAUGCUGCUGGUGGCCAUGGGCCUCAGCCUCCUGGUGUUUGCCUGGGAGCAUCUGGUGUACUGGAAGCUGCGGCACUGCGUGAAGCGAUCUGGAGGGAUGGACUUCCUUCUGGCUCUCAGCAGGGGAAUGUACAGUUGCUGCCAGUUUGAGGAUGAGACGGGACCAGGAGGCAGCAAAAGCUCUCUGCCCCAGUAUCACACCAUGACCACCAUGCCUGCUGCCGCCCAACAACACCUUGUGACAGCCACGAUAAACAACACUGCUGCCAUUGCCAUGGUCCAGCAGCAACAGCAGCAGAAGCACCACCAGCAGCAGCAACAAGGGCAGACCUAUACCACCAUGCUACCCGGAUCACCGCCAACUACAGGACACUCAGCAAUGGCUCUGGGUCCAUCAAAUAGCCCCUUGCUGGAAGGCCCCAUGCCAUGCUCCACUUUCUUGCCUCGCCAUGACCGCAGACUCGCGGUGGUGGAUCGCUGGAACAGGCCUAAGCCAGAAAAAGUCAUGAGUGGAGGCAGUGGUGGAGGUGUGGGCAUUGGGGGAAUUGCAGGGGGAAUAACAGAACUCCAGGCCCAGCAGCAACAGUACCAGCAAAAUCUUGGGCAGCACUGGAGCCUGCAAGGUGGAGUUGCAGGUGGAGUAGGGGGAGGAGGUGACACAGGGCUAGAUGAAUAUAAGCGCUACUAUGGUCCUAUAGAUCCAGAGGGGCUAGGGACUAACUUGGACCAGCAGGCAGUGGGCCCCCAACAAACUCCCAAAGCUAAUCCUCGAGGCCCCAAAGCCUCAGGAAUUCCACGGUUGCCUGCCAAAGGCCCCCAACAAGGCCCAACCCACUUAAUCCCCCAACCCCCUCCACCAAUCCCAUCUUCUCCUCGAAGGCCUCCCUUUUGGCGACGAGGAAGCCUAGCUCAGGCAAGGAGAAAGGGCUCAGGAGGUCCCCUGUAUGAGAAUAUACUCCCUCUGGGGAGGCGAGGUGGUGGGAGGUAUGGAGCAAGUGAUGGAGGCGGAAGAAGAGGCAGACGUCCUCCUCCACCACCUCCUCUGCCUGUCCCGCUUUCCUCGCCAACGCAUACACCCACCACUCCCUCCUCCCCAUGCCGUUUCUAUUCCUCUUGCUCUAGUGCCUCAUCUUCUUCCACUUCCUCCACAUCAUCGUCGUCGUCAUCGUCAUCCUCUGUCUCGCUCUCUCGGUCAAAUUCUCCCUCUUCUUGCUCCAGUGACAGCUCAUACAAUUCCUCACUGAGUUUCCGGUAUCGAGCAGGCGAUCGAGAUUUUAUGGCGGAAGAUGAUUAUGACUCAGAUCUGCUUACAGAGGAGUCCAGCCUCCUCCUGGGGUCACGGAGGAAGAUUCGUUCACGCCGCAUGUCAUCACGCUCUUUGCCAUGCAGCCCGCCACCUCCACCAAUCCCUCCACGGAAACCACGUCCUCAGAAAGAUUAUGGCAGAGAGAGGACUGGCAGCCAGCUCACUCAAUUACAGGAGUGGUGGGCAUCAUGGGGAGACAGGGAACGAGGGAAGGGAGGGACAACAAGCCGGGGAGAUGGAGGAGUAAGUAGGGAAGAGAAGAGGCACCACAAAGAGAGGGAACGUGAAAGGAAAAGAAGGAAGAAGGGCCGAAAGAAGAAGAAGAGGGAGGAGAGGGAAAGAGAACGGGAGCGAAAGCGACGUAAAGCAAAGAAGAAGAGGAAGAAAGAUGAUAAGAGUAGGAAGAGAGAACGAAAGAGGUCAGAGCAGGAGGGAGGAGAUCCUGAAAAAAGAGAGGAAAUCAAAUCAGGGACACCAGACUUCCCAUCAUACCCAUCUCUGAGGCGGGAGUCCUUUCGGAAAAAGAGUGAGAGCUCAAUCAGAAGCUAUGGAUGGAACAUCCCAGGUGAAGAUGAGAGGAGGGAAAGGGAAGAGAAAGAGAGGGAUGAUGGGGAGGACAGCAGAGGAAAGGAAAAGCACCUCCGGCGAAGGAACAGCAAGCACUAUCAGGGCUCUAGCAGUAAGCCUUUGACAUCUGUCAAGUUCUGGGGAGGGGGCAACCCAUCCUCUGACACUAUUCCAUCUGCCUUCCUGCCCUUGUUGCCUGUUACCUCUAAAAGGAGGAAGAGUAAAAGUUCCGACAGGGAUGCUGUCAAAGUGGAAGGAGAGAGGAGGCCUUUGUUGGAAAGGGACGGAAGAGGUGAGAUGCAUUCCAAAGAGGGGUUGUCCUUUCAUGAGUGGGAGUCUGAACAAGAGGAUGAGGAAGAGGAUUCUGAGCAAGAGAGGAUGAAAGCAGAGCGUGGGAAGCGGCGUGGCGCACGAAGGACAAUGUCCGAUGAGGAACGGGAACGUGAUAAGGUAGUUGGGAUAUAUUCUGAUGAUGAUGGUUCUUCUGGAGAGUUUGGAAAGUUUGAGAGGUACUGGGAGGAUCAUGAAGGUAGAGCGGUAGGGGGGAUUGGAGGGGGAGGUUGGUUUUUCAGCACCUACCCCUCCAGGGACAAAGUCGGAAGCAUCAACAGUAGAGAUGACCUGUUCCUGGAGCGAGGAGAGCGAUGGGGGACAGCAGAGAUUGGGUGGGGGUCUAGUGGUGGUGGAGGAGGAGGAGGAGGAAAUGGAGAAGAGAGGGGUUGGGGAUCAGGAUCGCACUGGCCCCCUCCUCCUCUCACGCCACCACCUCCUCGGCGAUACUGGUCAGUGGACAAACUCCACAUACAGGAUGAAAAGAAGAGUAAACGCAAGUCAAAAGACAAGGGGAGAGGGCACACAGCGUAUUCCUCCUGUCAUUCCCCGCGGCACCAUCCGCACUCCCAUUCAUCAAAAUGGGCCCGCGUAACAUCGCGAAGCCAGGAAGAGUUGUACCGCCACUGCCAGAGUUUUGGUGUUCCCCUGAAGCCCAAACAUGACUCCUCCUCCUCCUCCAAACCCGAUCGCUCACAGAAUCCAUCUAAAUCUGGCAGUCAGUUAAACCUCAGUAUCCAGCAGCGGACACAGAGAACAGAUAGGGAUCGAGGAAGGCAACCAUCCCCACCCCCGACCCUAAUACCUAACUUGCCACCCUCGCUCCCUGCCCUUCCAGCUCCUCCGUCCUCAUCUCACUCUAUCCAUGUUCCUCCCCCUACCUCUUCUUCGUCUGUAUCAUCUCCCUCAGUGGUCUCAUCAACCCCAGGGGCGCCCCAGUCCUCCUCCAUGGCUUCGGCAAGUGCCAAACUGCAGUACCAGAGAUUGCGUUCUGUACCCCAGCCCCAGAGGUUUCCUCAGUCUCCUCACUUACCACUUAAAGCCAAGAGCCUUUGCUCCCGAAGGGGCUCAGCCCAUUUCUCCAGUGUGGAGAGUGAGGUCUGAUGUUCAGCAAGACAUUAAAAGUCAUGAGAGACCCCUCAAAACUGAUACUCAGUUGGUGAUCUGGAUCAGAAUCUGCCCGGUAGCUAACAUGGCUAUCCUGCCAAGUUGGUACAGUAUACGCACUGAGCCCUUUCCUAAAGUUCUGCACAAACAAACAAACCAGAAAGCCAAACACACCCAGGGGGGUGGGUCGAAGGAAAGCUGGAGCAAUCCUCACCUGACUGUUGUUAUCUUUCAUUCCUCUGAGUAUGUGAAAGACUACAACAACAGCAACAUUGUAUUCUGAACUCGGUUAACCAAUACACUUAAAGUGGUACAACUAAAAGAGAUCCCUUUGCUUUGGAUGUUGAAGCAGAGCAGUAGUUUGUAUUCAGAGGAUUCUUAAUGCUAACUGAGGGCUCAGGAACUUUGUAGUACUGUAUGCCUGCUGCUGCUCUCGGAAGCCUUUAACACAGAACAGUGUUGUUGUUUUUUUUUGCUUAAAUAAAUCGCUUACCCCUACUUUCCUUUUUCCUUAACAAACUGUUUACACCCCCGCAGAACUGUGAUGCCCGCCCAAGGCACUUUUGUUUUGUAUGAUCAACACCUUCUUAUCUGGAGGGAGAAGAGGGUGACAGCCACUUUGUCUUCUCUUUGUUAUCCAUGCACGUUUUUUUCCUCCUAUGUUUCCCCUCGUUUUUCUCUCCUCUAUACCCCUUAUUCGCUCUUUCUUUGAGGUUUUAUUUUGUGCUCUACCUCCUUUCACACCUUAUUUGCGUGUCUAUCUUGUCAUCUCCUUUCCUGGACUCCCCUCUUGGCUCCACUCCUUGAUGUGAUUAUUCUGUGUCUGUGCUUUUCUGUGUUUGUAUUCUUGACGACAGGGUAAGUCAACUAUGACUGAUAUUCUACUGGGUUAAUGAAAAGCUGCGUGCCAAACCUAAGUAGAGCUCGACAUCAACCUGUACCACGUUAGCUGCUGUGUUUUCCUUUAUCUCGCAGAGUAUUCCGUCAUCUCCCAAAUAUGUGCACAUGCAAACACACACACACCUAAAAGUGCACACAAACACUUGCAUUCGUGCAAGGGCAAGAGCACCUAAUAAGUCAAUCCAUUGAUUCUCUUUCUUGAGCAAUACAUUUUUCACCCUCUGGUUCAUGUUCAAAUUUUAUACUUUUAAACCUUUGUUUGACGUCUGUGUUGUUGGAGUUCUUGUUGUUGUUAUCGAUGGUGUUCUGUAUACCAAGACAUGGUCUAAUACGAUUUUAGCACUGUGCCAGUCUACUCAAUUUUGGGUGCACAUGAAAAGUCCUCUCAACUACCUAACUUCGACAAUGGAGGCGGCGCCUGUUCCCUCCCUGCAUUUGACUGAAUGUAAAGACAGCCGACCGCGAGUCAACAAGUGUGCUGCUGCAACAACAAUCAAGACACUUGAGGAUGGGAAUUUGUAGCAAUUCUGACGGUUAGUUGACUUCAGUUUGUUGUCAGCUGUGAACAACAGUAUGCUAACCCUGCAGGGUAAGUCAGCAGUAGUUGCUGAAUGAUUAAAUCUUUCAAUCUUUUAAAAGGGAUUUUAUCUUUGUGCUUGUUUUCAGAGGUCCAAUUGGCACCAUGGCUAGAACACAGCAAAUAUUUGCAAAACUAACCAAACCAGGUUUGCUUGCAAUCGAACAGGAGAUGUGUGACUAACAUGCUGGGUGGAGCUAUACUGUUGUGUUAGACAAGGUGUAAGAAGUUGCAGGGAAAUAAAUACUAAGAGCCUUAUGCUAAUUGCUCCUGCCAUAUGGGUUGUGUAACGUAUGACAAUGAAAGUAUGCGUUUUCAUUCUCAUGUCUGGGCUUAGCCUCAUGCUAACAAGACAGGUCUUUUGGUUGGGGAGGAAUUUGCUUGAUGCAAAGUUAGAUCUCGUGUGAGUGCCGUUCUUGAUGUCAAAGAGACUGUGCCUAUGUCGGAUGCUAGCUAGUGGAUGAUGCAGCGUGGAGAAGAAGUGCUGACUCUGAAUGGUGGUAUAUGAAAGCCACAGUGCC